This is a messenger RNA of Soboliphyme baturini, 243 nucleotides long. NCBI's taxonomy places the organism in Eukaryota, Metazoa, Nematoda, Enoplea, Dioctophymatida, Soboliphymatidae. The record is from the annotation of a GenBank genome assembly.
AUGGAAGCUUCGCUGCCACUAGCCAAUUAUUCCUGUAACAGCUUUUAUGACACCACAUUUGAAAUCAACAAAGUCAAAAGGAUCGAUAGGCUUCGCUUUCACCGUCUGUAUUCUCGCCCUAAACGAUACCUGGGACAUCCUGAGCUGGACAUCAAGAAGAUGCACGUUAAGAUCACCUUCAUAUACCUGAAACGUUUCCAGGAAAUUACACAGGCGGUGGUCAUAGGCCAGAAUAUCGUCUAA